CAAUUGGUUAAGGAAUAUUUUGAUGGAACUUUCUCUGUACAUUACUUUUAAACCGUUGGUCAAGGUGUUGAAAAAUCUUAUCGCUUGAUUUUUCAUCAAUUUAUUCUCCCUCGUUGUUACAAUAUUAUUGUUCAUGAAACAAUGCCUAAUCUUAUUUGUAUUGGUUUGGCAGGAUGAAUUGAUCUUAUUAUUCUUAGCUAAUCUACAAAAAUCAAACAUCAAAACGCUGAAAAAUACAGAAAUUCUGUGACCACCGCAACUGACCCAUUUUAAUAGAUCUAAACUGACAUCAGCUUAUAUUUAGUUCAUCCCAGUGAAUAUCAAUUGAUCAGCUCAAACCAAGGAUAGUUUGUCAAGAAGUUUAGUUACAAUGGCAUGAUGAUUUCGAUGCAAGUGUUAUGUAUAGUCACAGGAAGUAAGCGCUAAUUUUACUAAGUGAGAAUAAGAAGGACCUUGGAAAAUUUAAUUUUGUUUCGCUGCUAAUUUUGUGAAACUUUUCAUUUUUGUAUCAUCCAGCACAUCCGAAAUGCGUAUUGUUCGUUACUCAUGGAGGUGUAUCGAGUGCAAUGGAGGCGGUCAAAUAUGCAGUGCCUAUGGUCGCAAUACCUUUCUUUGAUGACCAAAUAAUGACUGCAGCAAGUAUUGAGUAUUACGGAUACGGAUUGCGCGUGCUGUACGAUCACAACUUCACGGAGAUAACGCUGCGCUGGGCAGUGAAGACUGUUUUGGAAGAUCCACGGUUUAAGGAAAAUGUUAAAAGAGGUUCAAAAAUUCUAUCUGACAAACCCAUGUCAUCUUUAGACACCGCUAUCUAUUGGAUAGAAUAUGUGACUAGGCACAAAGGAGCUCAUCACUUGAAACCUUUAACUGUCAAGAUGCCGUGGUACCAACUUCUUUUAUUGGAUAUCAUCGUGGUAUACUUAGUUGCAAGCAUAGCGAUUGUCAUUUUAGUUGUAGCACUGAUCAAGUUUUUUUGCAAAACUGCUCGAAGGUGGAAUUUAUCAAAAGAAAAAGUAAACUGAACAAGUCGCAAAAAGA
Molecule: messenger RNA, 1038 nt
Organism: Bemisia tabaci
Lineage: Eukaryota; Metazoa; Arthropoda; Insecta; Hemiptera; Aleyrodidae
Source: RefSeq, a predicted model, not a curated record